Striga asiatica is the source of this 357-nucleotide messenger RNA. The record is from the annotation of a GenBank genome assembly. Lineage: Eukaryota; Viridiplantae; Streptophyta; Magnoliopsida; Lamiales; Orobanchaceae.
AUGGCGCCGAUACGACUUUCCUUGGUGGAUGUCUCUCACUCGGCGGAGGCUGAAUUAAAGCAAGAAUCGAUUUUUUGUCUCCUCCGGCAGACUGACCGCCACAUCGCCGCCGCCUUCCGCCAACAGCCACCCGUUUCACGCCCACCUUCCGGCCACCGGAGCAUCGUCGCGCAGCCGCCUCCGCCUGUACCUGCACAACCUCCGCCGCCCAUCAUCUCGUCGCCAGUUUCUGCCCGUCGCCGCUUUUCAGCCCCCUGUUGCUCUCUUUCUCAACUCGCCGUCGCCAUAAAAACCAGUCAGACAUGUCGCGCGCCUCCAUCAACACCCCGACUCUGGCAACGUCGCGGUGUCGCUUAG